GCCGCCAUAUUUGUUGAAAUGUCAAACGAUGUUUCACUCUUGUCAUUUUUCAUUUCCUUUUUGAUUAGUGGACCGUCCUAUUCAUAGUUUUUGUGAUUGUUACAAUAAAUAAAGAGUAAUGAUGGCUGAAGACACGACAGCCGACGCGACGAGGCGACUGAACGUUAAGAAGCAGACCCUGGAUGAUGCUUACGCGGCACCGGCUAACUUCCUAGAAAUCGACGUCGUGAACCCAGUCACGACCAUGGGAGUAGGGAAAAAACGUUACACGGAUUACGAAGUUCGUAUGAGGACGAACCUGCCAGUGUUUAAAGUAAAAGAAUCCAGCGUGAGACGGCGGUACAGCGAUUUUGAGUGGCUUAGAAACGAAUUGGAAAGAGACAGUAAGAUUGUGGUUCCGCCCCUACCUGGCAAAGCCCUCAAAAGGCAGCUACCAUUCCGUGGAGAUGAUGGUAUAUUUGAGGAGGAAUUUAUUGAAGAUCGUAGAAAAGGUCUGGAAGUAUUCAUCAACAAGAUAGCCGGCCACCCGCUGGCGCAGAACGAGCGGUGCCUUCACAUGUUCCUCCAGGAGCCCACCAUAGACAAGAGCUAUGUCCCCGGAAAGAUACGAAACACAUAAUAGACAAUACCGGAAACAGAUGCGAGCUUCGAACUUUAAAACCAACCUCCUUGUGUCACCGUAUUGGCCUAUUACCAAAAAGGUUUUGGACUCGUGUUAUAGUUCCCCUUGUUAAAUGUGAUGUUGAUGUUAUGUGUUAUGUAUGUGCGUUCGUAAUUGCAAAUUCACGCACACCGACCUUGUGUAUGACCCCACUCAAAUAUCUUCACCGUUUGCAGGGUUCGCAGCUACACAGAUUAUUCCUAUAACAAAUGUAUAUUGAUUGUGUAAAAUAUUAAUUUGUCUAGUGAAAGUGUUUAUGGUGACACCAAUUUUUAAGUCUACCUGUCUGGUACGUGGAGGACUCAGGUUCAGGCGUCUGUGUUGCAAUGUGUUACGUAAUAAAUAGACAGCUAAAAGACAACAGGUAUUGAGUGUUUAUAGGCCAGUUUCCAACAAGUGAGUAGUUUUAAAGUUCUUCCCGAAUGUUAUUGCAGUUGUGACAUACAAAUAUCAAUACCUUGCCUUCUAGUUUUUGUUAUGAAACACAAUUUGCAAUAAUCUUCAGUGAUUACAAUAUAAAUUAUCUUAAGGUAAUGCAAACUAUUUGAGACAACAACAUUACACAGCACAGCAUUCCACAGAUUAUAUUUUAUAAUAAAAAG
This is a messenger RNA of Spodoptera exigua (beet armyworm), 1263 nucleotides long. The record is from the annotation of a GenBank genome assembly. NCBI's taxonomy places the organism in Eukaryota, Metazoa, Arthropoda, Insecta, Lepidoptera, Noctuidae.